UGGGCGUGUGCGGCGUCGGCCAGCGGCAUGCGCCUCCGUCUGCUUCUGCUGCUCGCGCUGUGCGGUGCGGGCCCCGCUGCCGCGGCGUUCAGUGUCAGCUUGCGGGGAAGCUGGAGGGUCCGCAGCCAGAACAGGUCGCUGGAGCUGCCCGGAGAGGUCCCGGGUUGCGUGCACAGCGCCUUGUUCCAGCAGAGGCUCAUCCAGGAUCCUUACUACAGAUUUAAUGACCGUAACUACAGGUGGAUCGCCUUGGAUAACUGGACCUACAGCAAGAACUUUGUGAUCCCCUUUGACAUUGGCGAAUGGCAGAAAGUAAAUUUGAUUCUUGAGGGUGUCGACACAGUUACAAAAGUCCUGCUCAAUGGCGUUCCUGUUGGGGAAACAGACAACAUGUUCAGAAGAUAUAGGUUUGAUAUUACACACGUGGUCAAAGCAGUGAACUUCAUCGAGCUGUAUUUCCAGUCACCAGUGUUAUAUGCGGACCAGAGGAGCAAAGCUCACACAAGCUACGAGGUGCCCCCCAGCUGCCCUCCAAGUGAGCAGGAGGGCGAGUGCCAUGUCAACUUUAUUCGGAAGGAGCAGUGUUCCUUCAGUUGGGACUGGGGGCCUUCCUUUCCUACCCAGGGCAUCUGGAAAGAUGUUAGAAUUGAAGCCUAUAAUAUUUGUCAUUUGGAAUCCUUCACAUUUUCCCCCAUAUAUGAUGACCGUACCCAGGAGUGGAAUCUUGAAAUAGAGUCUUCUUUUGAUGUUGUCAGUUCAAAGCCAGUUUCGGGCCAAGUGAUUGUAGCCAUCCCUAAACUGCAAACACGGCAGACGCACGGCAUUAAACUUCAACAUGGGGAAAGGAUUGUUAAGCUCUUUGUGAAAAUUAACAAGAAUAUUAUUAUAGAGCCUUGGUGGCCUCAUGGACAUGGAAACCAGACUGGGUACAACAUGACAAUUCUUUUUAAGCUGGAUGGAGGCCUAAGUUUUGAAAAAUCAGCUAAGGUUUACUUUAGGACAGUGGAACUUAUAGAAGAGCCCAUAGAAGAGUCUCCUGGUCUGAGUUUCUAUUUCAAAAUUAAUGGAUUUCCCAUAUUUCUGAAAGGCUCAAAUUGGAUCCCUGCAGAUUCAUUCCAGGAUCGAGUAACCUCUGCCAUGUUACGGCGCCUAUUGAAGUCUGCCGUGGAUGCUAACAUGAAUACUCUCCGGGUUUGGGGAGGAGGAAUUUAUGAACAGGAUGAAUUCUAUGAACUCUGUGAUGAACUAGGAAUAAUGAUCUGGCAGGAUUUUAUGUUUGCCUGUGCCCUUUAUCCAACUGAUCGGGGCUUCGUGGAUUCAGUGAGAGCAGAAGUUGCUUACCAGAUCAUGAGACUGAAAUCCCAUCCCUCCAUCAUCAUAUGGAGUGGAAAUAAUGAAAAUGAAGCAGCGCUGAUGAUGAACUGGUAUGCUAUACAGCCCAGCGACAUGCCUACCUACAUCAAUGAUUAUGUGACACUGUAUGUGAAAAACAUCCGAAAGGUCGUCUUGAAAGGAGACCAGACCCGUCCUUUUAUCACAUCCAGUCCUACUAAUGGGGCCCAAUCCGUUGCAGAAGGCUGGGUCGCUAAAAACCCAUAUGACACGCAUUUUGGUGAUGUACACUUUUAUGACUAUACUGGAGAUUGCUGGGACUGGACAAUUUUCCCCAAACCUCGAUUUGCAUCUGAGUAUGGAUAUCAGUCCUGGCCCUCCUUCAGCACGUUAGAAAAGGUUUCGUCUGAAGAGGAUUGGUUUUACAAAAGCAAUUUUUCACUUCAUCGACAACAUCAUGCAAAUGGUAACUCUGAAAUGCUCCACCAGGCGAGACUUCACUUCAAACUCCCCCAAAGUGCAGAUCGAUUACGCAUGUUCAGAGACACUAUUUAUCUUACUCAGGUGAUGCAGGCCCAGUGUGUCAAAACAGAAACUGAACUCUACCGGCGCAGUCGCAGCGAGAUAGUGGAUGGAGAAGGGCACACCAUGGGGGCCCUUUAUUGGCAGUUGAAUGACAUCUGGCAGGCUCCUUCCUGGUCUUCUCUAGAAUACGGAGGAAAGUGGAAAAUGCUUCAUUACUUUGCUCAGCAUUUCUUCGCUCCACUGUUGCCGGUGGGUUUUGAGAAUAAUGAUGUGUUUUUCAUCUACGGUGUGUCAGACCUUCACUCAGACUGUAACGUGACACUCACUGUGAGGGUCCACACGUGGAGUUCUCUGGAGCCCGUGUGCUCUGAGGCCACUAAGGGUUUUGUGGUGAAAGCAGGGGGGUCUGCUCUCAUCUAUAAGGAGCCAGUGCCUGAGAUGCUGAGAAGAUGUAGUUGUACAAGGCGAAGCUGCGUGGUUUCCUUUUACCUGUCAACUGGCAGCAAACCCUUGAGCCCAACCAACCAUCACUUCCUGUCCUCACUGAAGGAGGCCGAGGGGCUCCAAAAGGCACACAUCACUGCCGUCAUCUCUCAGCGAAGGGACACCUUUGUUUUUGAUCUGGCAACCUCGGCAGUUGCUCCCUUUGUGUGGUUGGAUGUAGGGAGCAUCGCGGGGAGAUUCAGUGACAAUGGUUUCCUCCUGACUGAGAAGACACGGACAGUAUUAUUUUACCCUUGGGAACCCACCAGCAAGAGUGAACUGGAGCGAUCUUUUCAUGUGACUUCGCUCACCGAUAUUUACUGAGGGAAUCCAGGUUGUGUUUUCGGGAGCUGAAGGCAAGCAGAAUCAGGUUGAAGAAGCCAGGAAACGUGUCCGCCUGCUACCAGCCGUCUGACGAGACACUCAGGGAAGAUUUGUUACAGUGCCUUCUCCCAGGGAAGGCUGCGUACUCGAGUGAUGUCCUCCCACAAGGUUGUGCCUAGGUGUGGGCCAGUCUGCACCAGCGCUGUGGUUUUAGCCCUUCCCCUGACAGUUUUUGCACCACAUGAACCAGUUAUAACUCCACAGCCUCUCCUACCCCCAAGAGGAGGUCCUAUACACACUCAGUCCUUCAAGGGAAAUCACAGGUACAUGACCAUUGCAAUAUCUGUGGCAUCAAACGUGGAGGGUUGUGAGGUCUUGUAGGGUCUUGUAGUUAGCUUUGAGAAAUACCAAAUAAUCAAAAAGAAACUGCUUUGUUUUUAUUUCCAAAGGAAAUGGAGGUUCAAAUGUCACAACAGAAAGAGAUUUCUGGGUGGUAGCUAUAUUGAUUGUUGCUGGAAAGGGGGGGUUAAUUAUUGCCAUUCAGUUACUUUUUGGUUAGGAAUCUUUUUCAUUUGUGAGUUUUAAAAAUAAAAUGCUGUUAUUGUUUUAACAAUAACAACCUUUUUCAAAGACCAUUAGAGUGAUUCUCAUUUGAAAAUUAAGUUCAUGCUGAAAUCGAUGUCACUGUGGUCACCUGGGAAACUUUUGGGUGUCCUGACAUAGAUUAUCACCCAUAAUUAUGUAUGGGCUUCAGAUCUGGUUGAAUCCAGUGAGCUUUGCAGUUCAAGACUGCAGUUAGGUUUGGACUUGUAGCAAAGUGGUGUUCCCUUUAGCUUGAGUUUGAAAAUUUUGAUAGAUUUAAAAAAUAUUGAUAGAUUAUAGUUGCUAUUAAAUCAUUUUACUAUACACCAUCAUAUUUAUAAAAUUACAUUGAUGAUAAAAGGGGGCAAAAUGUUAAUAAGUAGCCAAUUUGGGUACAGGUAUGUAGGAAUUUUUCUUGUACCGCUUUUGCAAAUUUUCUGUAAGUUUGAAAUUAUAUAAAAAUUUUAAAAUUAUAUAAAUUGCAUGAACAACU
Messenger RNA from Vicugna pacos (alpaca), 3739 nucleotides. It is a transcript of the gene MANBA, whose product is annotated as mannosidase beta. Lineage: Eukaryota; Metazoa; Chordata; Mammalia; Artiodactyla; Camelidae. The record is from RefSeq and is a predicted model, not a curated record. Gene Ontology annotation, molecular function: beta-mannosidase activity. Gene Ontology annotation, biological process: glycoprotein catabolic process; carbohydrate metabolic process.